Lemur catta (Ring-tailed lemur) is the source of this 3849-nucleotide messenger RNA. RefSeq names its product minichromosome maintenance complex binding protein (gene MCMBP). Gene Ontology annotation, biological process: DNA-templated DNA replication. Gene Ontology annotation, molecular function: chromatin binding. The transcript has 16 exons. NCBI's taxonomy places the organism in Eukaryota, Metazoa, Chordata, Mammalia, Primates, Lemuridae. The record is from RefSeq and is a predicted model, not a curated record. The coding region runs from base 320 to 2248 and encodes 642 amino acids.
CGCCUCCUCGCCGCGCGGGGCCGCGCAGCGCGCUCCCGCAGCCCCUCCCCACACGAGCUCCACCCAGGUCGCAAGCAGCGCGGUCGGCGGCGGCUGUUUCCCGCCAUUGUGCGAAGUGGAGGCUGGGGGCUGCACGCGCUGCGCCUGACGGCCUCGGGCAGCUUGGCCGCCGCCGCAGCCGCUGCUCCCUGAGGCACGCGGAGGCCCGGCGGCCCGCGCCCCGCUGUGCGUGGGAGGGUGCGGGCGAGGAGCGGCCGAGCCCCUGAGGAGAAGCUGGGCACCGGCCACCCGGGCCGCGCCGACCCCGGCCCCCGGCGAGAUGCCCUGUGGGGAGGACUGGCUCAGCCACCCGCUUGGGAUCGUGCAGGGUUUCUUCGCCCAAAAUGGAGUUAAUCCUGACUGGGAGAAGAAAGUAAUUGACUAUUUUAAGGAAAAGCUGAAAGAAAAUAAUGCUCCUAAAUGGGUACCAUCAUUGAAUGAAGUUCCCCUUCAUUAUUUGAAACCUAACAGUUUUGUGAAAUUUCGUUGCAUGAUUCAGGAUAUGUUUGACCCUGAGUUUUACAUGGGAGUUUAUGAAACAGUUAACCAAAACACAAAAGCACGAGUUCUUCAUUUUGGAAAAUACAGAGAUGUAGCAGAGUGUGGGCCUCAACAAGAAUUGGAUUUAAACUCUCCAAGAACUACCACUUUGGAAAGACAGACUUUCUAUUGUGUUCCAGUGCCUGGGGAAUCUUCAUGGGUAAAGGAAGCCUAUGUUAAUGCAAACCAAGCUCGAGUCAGUCCCUCAACAUCCUACACUCCCAGUCGUCACAAGAGGAGUUACGAAGAUGAUGAAGAUAUGGACCUACAGCCCAAUAAACAGAAAGACCAACAUGCAGGUGCCAGACAAGCAGGGAAUGUUGGUGGACUCCAGUGGUGUGGAGAGCCAAAGCGUUUAGAAACUGAAGCUUCUACUGGGCAACAGCUGAACUCCCUGAACCUCUCUUCUCCUUUUGAUCUGAAUUUUCCAUUGCCAGGAGAAAAGGGCCCUGCAUGCCUUGUGAAGGUUUAUGAAGAUUGGGAUUGUUUCAAAGUAAAUGACAUUCUUGAGCUAUAUGGCAUACUAUCUGUGGAUCCUGUGCUAAGUAUACUGAAUAAUGAUGACAGGGAUGCCUCUGCACUGCUGGAUCCAAUGGAGUGCACAGACACAGCAGAAGAGCAGAGAGUACACAGUCCUCCUGCUUCAUUAGUGCCAAGAAUUCAUGUGAUUUUAGCCCAGAAGUUGCAACACAUCAACCCAUUAUUGCCUGCUUGCCUUAACAAAGAGGAGAGCAAAACCUGUAAGUUUGUUUCAAGUUUCAUGUCCGAGUUGUCUCCAGUCAGGGCAGAACUGCUUGGGUUCCUCACUCAUGCCCUUUUGGGGGAUAGUUUGGCUGCUGAAUACCUUAUAUUACAUCUCAUCUCUACAGUAUAUUCAAGAAGAGAUGUUCUUCCACUAGGAAAAUUUACAGUUAACUUGAGUGGUUGCCCACGGAAUAGUACUUUCACAGAACACUUAUAUCGAAUUAUUCAACACCUUGUGCCAGCUUCUUUUCGUCUACAGAUGACUAUAGAGAACAUGAACCAUUUGAAAUUCAUUCCCCACAAAGACUACACAGCCAAUCGGUUGGUCAGUGGACUUCUCCAGCUACCGAACAAUACUUCACUUGUGAUUGAUGAGACUCUUCUGGAGCAAGGGCAGCUGGACACCCCAGGUGUUCACAAUGUGACUGCCCUGAGCAACCUAAUAACUUGGCAAAAGGUGGAUUAUGACUUCAGUUACCACCAGAUGGAAUUCCCCUGCAAUAUUAAUGUUUUUAUUACUUCGGAGGGCAGGUCACUCCUCCCGGCAGACUGCCAGAUUCACUUACAACCCCAGCUAAUUCCACCAAACAUGGAGGAGUACAUGAACAGCCUUCUCUCAGCGGUGCUGCCUUCUGUGCUGAACAAAUUUCGCAUUUAUCUAACCCUUUUGAGAUUCCUGGAUUAUAGCAUAUCUGAUGAAAUAACCAAGGCAGUUGAGGAUGACUUUGUGGAAAUGCGUAAGAAUGACCCUCAGAGCAUCACUGCUGACGAUCUCCACCAGCUACUUGUGGUGGCUCGGUGUCUGUCUCUCAGUGCUGGUCAGACGACACUGUCAAGGGAACGAUGGCUAAGGGCAAAGCAGCUGGAGUCUCUAAGAAGAACCAGGCUUCAGCAGCAAAAGUGUGUGAAUGGAAAUGAACUUUAAAGAUGGGAGGAGGCCUAUGAAGAAUAAUGGGCAAAUUGUAGUUGCAUUAUUGUAAAAUUCAAGUAUCAUUUAUACCACAUUGUUUUAUAGAUGAUUUGUAUCACAAACCAAUGAUUUUUCCUGAAAUUAAGCCGGUAACACCUGAAGUUUAUAUGAUACUCAGUAAGGGCUUUUACCUUACUGGUUUUAUGGAGCUUUUCAAGUUUGUUUUAUAAUUAUAUAAAUUAGUAAUGAUGUAAAAAUAUUUGAUAUUAAAAGUUUAAUAUUGACUAAUGUUGCUGAUUAUACCAUUUCCUUAGCUUCAGGUAAGUCAUAGGCCAGACUCUGUUGAAUUGCUGAUGUUAAUUUCAUAUGAGAGUUGUGCACUUCAUAUUUGUCUUUCUAGUUAACGGCGGGGCUGGGUGUGCUCAGUAGUCCAAGUUAUGGGACUCGGCUGUGAUUGCCAUUGAUUCACAAGACCAUGUGAAACUGUCUUGUCAUUUCCCAGGCACUUGGCCACAGAAACUUUUCCCCACUUAACACUUAUUAACAGCCUGCAAAACUAGUCUUUUGCAUGGCAGUGGUUCCUAAACUUUUGGAAUUCAUGGGUCAGUAAUAUUCCCAAAAUGUUUGGGGACUAUAGAGUUACCAAUUUAUUUUACCAAGUAACGUAAAAGAAAUAACUGCAUUAUCACUUUUUUUCAUAAAAGGACAAUCUCAGAACACGAGAUAAACCCCACUACAUUGUCCUUAUUCUUCUCAUUACAUCCAGUGCAUUUGGGAACCACACUUAAGGGAAUGCUGCCCCACAAAGUUUUACCCAAGUAUGAAAACAAAAUAGUACCUCUUUAGAAAGAAUGGUUUCUAAUUAUCUUCCUAAUGUCUCAUUUACUUUGGUUGACUGUAUUAGAUUUUUAGCUUUUUAAAUCAACUAAUAUCUGCUACUCCAGUAACGGCCUGAUAGAACUGCAGGUAGGUUUUCCCCAGACCAAUUAGUUUUAAUAUCCAACUUUUAAAGGAACAAAAAUAUCAGCAAAUUACUAUAAGUAGUAUAAUUGGGGCAAUAAGGAUCUUCAGAAAGGUUAGAAUGUUACUUUAAGCUAUGAAUGGUAUGUAUAAAGAUUAAUUUCUUCUAGUAAGUAACUUACCUAGUUGGAAACAGAUCAAAUAAAUGAUCCCUUAAAAUUUUUCCAGUAAGGCCUAAAUUGACAUUGUUAACCAAGGAAACAGGGUCAGCCUUGAAAAAUCAAGGAAUUCAUGCCUAAUGAACUGAAGUAAAAAUUACUAGUUCAAUAUCAACUUUUCCUAAAUUCAAAUUUAUUUUUAUAAACUAAUGUGUAAAUAAUGUUUAUAUUAGAAUUCUAACUGGUUUUCAUUUUUAUAACUGGUAGACUAGACCUUCCUUAAACUUUUAGAAAUAAAAUGAAAGCUUAACUGGAUUUGAGAAUGAAAUACAUUUUCUUUAAUUGUCCUAGAACAAAGUAGAUUAGUUACCGUGUGUUUAUUGUGCCAAUGUAAAUUGUAAUUCACCAAAGAAAAAUACGUAAUUUGCUUGGUCUUGGAGAAAAGUUCCCUUGAAAGAACCCUCUUUCCAAUAAAUAAAACUUCCCAAAUUACCAGUA